Molecule: messenger RNA, 1302 nt
Organism: Suillus fuscotomentosus
Lineage: Eukaryota; Fungi; Basidiomycota; Agaricomycetes; Boletales; Suillaceae
Exons: 14
Coding region: 169-1152 (327 amino acids)
Source: RefSeq, a predicted model, not a curated record
CACAUCAUUGAGCGACAUGCCCGGACCAAGCGCCAAGGUCACAGCUCAACAGUACUCAGUGCUCGAUUAACGUCAACUCUUGAUAAUAAUCGAUAUAUAUACCGUGCUUGCACGUUUCAUCACAUAGCUCGGUCUUUAAACGCUGUGUCUGGAAGAUUUUCCGCCUCGAUGCGCGGCAUUCAUGGCGCGUCCGACGGAAGAAGACUCUGUCAAUCUACGAGCCAGCCCAUGCACGUACUAUAUACCUUACAUGUGGUUUUGUCGCACACUGCGGCACAACAGACCGGCAAGUAUCUUCGAGUUGCGCCGGCCGCGAUCUGGAUACUCGAUUAUUUUUUAACUUCUGAACAUGAAGUCCGUCUGUUCAGCAACAUGAGCUGCUGGAAUAUUGUCACUGUCAUGUUCAUCCUAGCUAGAUAUGCUCCCGUAUUAUGGAUCAUCACCGAAAUAUAUCUCACUCUUAGCCCACAUUCAGCAGGAAUGUGCGUGACACUAUAUCGAACUAGUGGGGCGUCACUCUUUCUUAUCAUGUCCGCCGCAGAAGGUCUGCUUCUCGUGCGUAUACUUGCCUUAUGGCAUAACAGCAGGAAGAUAAAGCUAUUUUUAUUGGCGAGCUACUUGCUUAUUGUUGUCGCCAUGGCCAUUUGCGAUACACUUGUGUGGUUUCUGCUCGAAAGUGUAUGUGUGUCCACAUCGACUCCGAUCGCUUUAAGGUUUACGAAGGUGGAACGUCUGAUAACGGGCAAGUUUGUUAGCGCAGCACUGUUUGAACUCAUAGUCAUCACUCUUACAAUGUGUCAUUCAAUACGACUACGCUCUGAUGGUAUACGCUCCAUCAGUAGAGUGGCGUCAACCUUGUUGAAGGGAAGUUUGCUAUAUGCACUGUCGCUUCUUGCAAUUUCUAUUAUAAACAUAGUUUCUUUUUCAUUGCCGACCUCAUCGCGGGGGCAGGGUGGAAUUGUAUAUGUGUUCCAAGGUGUCUUGCAUGGUGUCUUGGCUUCGCGUGUUCUUUUUGAUCUAAGAGAUCUGAGGAAUACAGGUCAAGAUGAAGAACACGACUAUUUAUUCACCUCGUAUAUAUCCCUUCCUCGCACUCAGCGCGUAUCACAAAUGAUACCAAUGACUGCCUUACAUGCCGAAAGUAAUGCAUGAUUAUGCCUCACCGUGUACAACGUCAAUAUCGCACGCACGCAUGUCGCAAUCCUACCAACCGCUCGAAUAAUCGCACCCUACAUAACUCGUUCAAUGGAGGAUAAAUUGAAUGAUCCAGGAUGACGUUGUAUGUUCAUGUACAAUCGGAUA